Messenger RNA from Triticum turgidum subsp. durum (durum wheat), 507 nucleotides. The record is from the annotation of a GenBank genome assembly. NCBI's taxonomy places the organism in Eukaryota, Viridiplantae, Streptophyta, Magnoliopsida, Poales, Poaceae.
AUGGAGAUCAGGCGGCGGCGGGCACUGGCGAUGGCCCUGGCGGCGGUGCUGGCCGCCGUGACUGUUGCUCGGGUGGCCACGGCUGCGACAAGUUACACGGUGGGGGCGCCGGAUGGGCUGUGGGACAUGCACACGGACUAUGCUGAGUGGGUCGCCGCCAGGACGUUCCACCCCGGCGACAACAUCACGUUUACGUACUCGAGAGAGCUGCACGACGUGGUGGAGGUGGGCAAGGCCGGCUACGACGCCUGCUCCAGCGCAAACAACGUCUCCGCCUUCCGCUCCGGCAACGACGUCGUCGCGCUCACCACCGUCGGCACGCGCUACUUCCUCUGCGGCCUCACCGGCCACUGCGACAGCGGAAUGAAGAUCAGGGUCGACGUGGUCGCCGCGUCCACCGGUCCCGUAGCCGCGCCGCCCACCACGUCUGCCGGGGGUAACGUCGUCGCAGGCCUUGGCGCGCUCGUGGUGACGCAUGCUCUCCUUGCCAGCAUCAGCGUCUGGUGA